AUGGAUGAUAUCGGCGACAAAGCAGCGGAACGAAUCGAAAUACUUGACAAGAGCAACGGCAGCGACGAGAUAGCACCCCAGCAUGAGAAAAGGGAAGAGCAGGCGAACGCAGACUGCAAGCCUGCUGCGGAAGACACUCAAGCGGAGGACGUCUCGGAUGGUAUAUCGAUCAUAAGCGAUUGCGAGAGCAUUGGACGCAUAUCCCCACAUCCUUUUCUACGCGACCAUCUCAACGAACUUAGCUAUAAAUUCGAGGCAGACCAUGAUCUACCCAAGGAGCGAGUAGAAGCGCCACAUCAACUGCGCGCACGUCAUCAAGUGAAGGACGUAGCCACAGAUGUACCGUUGUUGCUGGAACCGCAGCAAACUCAGCAGCUUAUACGCCAUCGUUUGCCGGUGUUGAUGAAGAAUGGGUUGAAUGCAGUAUUCUAUGUGGGCGCUAUAUUGGCCAUUUUGGCCAUUGUUGGGCGCCUACGCAAUCCGGAGUGGCAAGUGCUUGGCGGUGAGAAAGCGACAGCUGCACUACACCAGCGUGUGGUGGAUCUGGAGCUGCAGAAUAAUCUAAUGCGCGCUGAAAUUGAUAUCAUGAACAAGCAGAUGCAAUAUCUAAGCUCUUUGUCCCAGGGGCAGGGUCAUGGUCAGUCGGAGCAACGCAAACACAAAACCUUCAAGGCCUGGCCAGGCAAUGGAAACAUUGUAGACGCCGUUGACAUAACCAAAGAGCAGCUAAAGCGUCCAUAUAAAUGCGCCGAUGGCAAAUAUGUAGAAAUUGCUGGCAUGUGCUUGGAAAGCGUACCACAGCCCGAAUCUCUAGCCGAUGAGAUUGGUAAAGUGGUGAACGAUGUGCUGCAGCAAUCGCAGGCUUUUCACAAUUUCGAAAAGCUGACCGAGCAGCUAGGCACAAUCACAGGCGAAGGCAACAGCAACAAUGAACACCCGUCGCCCAGUGCACCGAAAACCGCUAAUCCAUCCAAGCCAGGGCCCAUACCUGUGCCCGCCAAGGAGCGCUAUAAGUCCGAUCAAUUCAACUCCAAGGAACGCAAACGCCACAGCAGCAACGAGCACAAACGCCAGCAUGGCAGCCACGAGCAUAAUUCUAAGGAGCGUGGCUAUAAUAAGAAAUAUGCAGAUAAGUCCAAGGAGCAACGCCACCAGAAGCAUCGACAUGGCCACGAUGACGAUGACGAUGACAGCGCCAGCGGCGAGUGGCAUCAACGAUUAAUGCAACAACGCGAACAGGCACGUCAGCGACAAGACCAAAAGCGCAACAACAACAAUUGGUAUAUCGAGCGUGGCGGCAGUCGCGAGCAACGACGCUCCGGCGAAACGCGACGCUAA
Drosophila busckii is the source of this 1338-nucleotide messenger RNA. RefSeq lists its product as uncharacterized. The record is from RefSeq and is a predicted model, not a curated record. The transcript has 3 exons. Lineage: Eukaryota; Metazoa; Arthropoda; Insecta; Diptera; Drosophilidae. Bases 1 to 1338 code for a protein of 445 amino acids.